AUGAGGAGGCCACUUAAAAUUAAUGACAUCACCGUAGAUCCAAAGUGGAUUACCACGCUGGAUACAUCAGGAAAUGCUUUUACGAAAGCGACAGGCGUUUUCGUAUUGAAAUUAAUAGAGUGCCACUCGAUGCGCAUCAAGGACUUGACGAAGCUUUCUGAAGGAAAUAUCGGGGAUAUAAGAUUGAAGCAUGCUGCUGAUCUCUUCUCAGAGUUAUUAGCACCGGACAGGAGAUGGAGCAAAGAUGCACAAAGGAGCGGUUGUUUG
Molecule: messenger RNA, 267 nt
Organism: Thlaspi arvense
Lineage: Eukaryota; Viridiplantae; Streptophyta; Magnoliopsida; Brassicales; Brassicaceae
Source: the annotation of a GenBank genome assembly